UAUCUCCGGCGAAUUCUUCUCUCAAAUCUGCAGCACCCUCUACUAUCACUCGCGGGAAAUUCAUAUCAAGGUUCCUUUAUUCCCAUAAAAUGGCUUUAGGUGGAACAGCUCCCCCAAGAGGAAGUGCAGCUGCUACUGCAAACAUGAGGAGAAGAAGAACAGCCGGGGGUGGGGCCUCUGGAGGAGCAGCUGGAACUAUGCUCCAAUUUUACACUGAUGAUGCCCCUGGACUCAAGAUCUCCCCAAAUGUGGUUCUUGUAAUGAGCAUUGGCUUUAUAGCAUUUGUUGCUAUCCUUCAUGUGAUGGGAAAGCUGUAUUUUGUGCGUAGGGAGGCUUAGAAGAGAAAAGAUUUAGGUCCAUUUUUUGGAUAUUUAAUACAACAAUCUCAUGAAACAGUCUCAACUUUUCCUUGCUUUUUGUAUUUUGGUACAUUCCGUUGUUAUUUUUAAAGGUAAAAACAGUUUAAAUACUUUGGUAGUAAGAAGAAAUAUUUUCUUA
Molecule: messenger RNA, 498 nt
Organism: Vigna unguiculata (cowpea)
Lineage: Eukaryota; Viridiplantae; Streptophyta; Magnoliopsida; Fabales; Fabaceae
Product: protein transport protein Sec61 subunit beta-like
Biological process (GO): intracellular protein transport
Cellular component (GO): Sec61 translocon complex
Source: RefSeq, a predicted model, not a curated record